Molecule: messenger RNA, 2138 nt
Organism: Athalia rosae (coleseed sawfly)
Lineage: Eukaryota; Metazoa; Arthropoda; Insecta; Hymenoptera; Athaliidae
Exons: 2
Coding region: 228-2138 (636 amino acids)
Source: RefSeq, a predicted model, not a curated record
CAAGAAAAAUGAUGGGAGUCAAUGGUCGUUUCCGGAUUUUCAAUUAAAAAUGUGAUACUCACUUCUGAAACCAUUUUCGCUUUUACCUGAAAAUUAAUGAAAAUUUCUCCGGACACCCUUUCAACCCAGCGAAACCCAGCGUUUCGCUUGAAUCAAUAUAACUUUUAUGUUAUUAUGGAACAAAAUUAAAACAUUCUCCUUUGUCUUGGCACUUUUAAUUUCGUGGAAUGGAGCCUUACUGGACGCACGCGAAUUCUGGAAAACAUGGAGCCGCGGGCGAAGGGUUUUCCAUUGGGAAUUCCAGGAACGUCCUGCAGAACACCCCCGGGAAUGACUUUCAAUGCACUUACUUCCGGCAGCGGAUUAACCGAAGUCCGACCACUGCAAAAAAGGGUGGCAAUCUUUUUCCCGUGAAAAGCCAUUACACGUCACCGUCCGACGUUUCGGAUGGAUAUACAGACUCGGACAGCGAGUCCGAGAGCACUUCGAACGUUGAGCGAUGGUUGGAGUCUUUGCCCGCCAACAACGCCUGGUCCAGUGCUCCAAAUUACUCGGCACUCGAUGGGUCGGGAGGCCUGGAAGGCGUCGACGAGAUUCAGGAAGACGCGAAAAAGAACGAAGAGAGCGACAUUACAGCUUGCUCCGAUAACGCUGGGAAUACCGUGAAAACGUCAACUGCUAAGAGUAGAGAUUCAAAAAUUGAAAAGAAUUCAGAUGAUCUUGGAAAACGCGUGUUCGCCAGACGGGACCAGGUCUCCAUAAUCCCGGAUCUACGCGAUCAGGAGCUACCGCUGGAACAGAUGCAGGUUACCGUCAAAAUUCGUCAGAAAAUUCCAGUAUGGACCAAACUUCGUCGAGGGGCUGGGAACUUACUCAUGAAUAAGAAACUGCUGGAGAAAAAAAUCGACGACAAGGCCGACGCAUCAACCCCGUUCGGAAGUACUGCUGGGUCCGAGGGGAUUUUAGAUAUUUCCAUCGACAAACAAUCGAACACGCCCUGGAGCAGCAACGACCCUUUAAAAGCCACGGAAGAACGAACUGAGAUAGAACAAAAAAUUCCUGAGAAGGGUGGCUGUGAAAACUUGAUGCAAGAAAUGAUCAAUCGACUGCUGACCGUAUCGACGUCCCCUGGCGAAAAAGAGUCGAUGGUCGAACAAAAACUGGCUAGGACGGAGUUGCGAUCCUUUUCGAGGAUUUUUGAGGAUUCAGAAGAUUUGCGUGAGAAUUUCGAAGACGGUAUAUCGCAAGAGGGUGCAAAAAGCGUUAGAUCGAGUGCCACGUUUACAAACUUAUCCCCAAAAGUUGCGAAAACAAAAAUCAGCGAUAAUGAACAAGUGUGGCAAAAACGAACUGCAGUGCAAAAAACGACGAAGAGGAAAGCAAAAGCUCAGAGGAAGAACUUGAAACGUACGAAAGGGAUCGCGCAAACAAAGCAAGCCGACAUCACAUUGUGUAGAAUAAAACCGACGCGAAAAUCAGUCGUUGAAAAUUUGCACGAGGCAAGAGAAAUCAGACCCCCGAAAGCUCCACGCUUAUCACGAACCGUCAGAUUUCAGGACGAAGUUACGGCGUACUCGUCGGGUGAAUUUCGGGGGAAAUCGGGAACCGCUAAGGCUGCCAGAAACAAACGUAUACUUCAGAAAAUUAAGCAGAUAGUUAAAAAUAUCGAGAGCGAGGGUCUUAUACUGGGUGAAAAAGGUGCGAUGAGAGAACUUGACGAUAAUCGGAAAGCAACACAAAUUUCGAUUUCUGAAACGGAACCUGAGGAUGCCUCUGAAUCGAAGCGCUCUGGGUCCCGAGUCAAGAGCGCUUUCGAAGGACCGAUGCCUGCGAUUGAAAAACGGAAAAUCGAGACCAAAAAGCCGAUUUUUUCGAACCCCUUCAUCGAGGAAUGUUUGGACAGAGCAAUGGAAGUAGCGUUGAAUAAAUAUAAACGUCCUGCAAACACCUGGGAGAACUUUACAAAGCAAAAGAAGCGCGGGAGCAUUUCGUCGUUCACGUACGAGCCGCCAGCCAAGAAGCAAAAACCGAAGUCAUUCAAUCCCAGCAUCGAGAAUAUUUCACGUGAAGAUUUUUCAAAGCUAAAUUCAUGGCAGUCCGUUCACAAAUACUUACUUUUACAUUCGUCAUGUAAAUGA